UGUAUUUUUAAACAAGUAAAACUUUCUCUCUCUUCCAUUUCUGCACUCUUUCUCUCUCAUUUCUGCAUUGGAAUUUUGAGAAUUCGUCGAACUUCCAACAGGCUUGGGCUUUGGAACAUCUAGGGUUUGUUGUGUUAACAAAGCACUCGGGGGCUAGGAUGACAUGGCUCGCUGCGUUGCAGAAGAAAUGUGCAAAUAACAUCUGAUAGAAAAAAUUGAUCCUCGUUCUUGAAGUAGGAUGGCAACUGAAAGCCCUAUGAGAAUGGUGGAAGGCAGUGGAGCCAGAAAGUGGCCCUUUUCCAAGGAUGCUGCAACAUUUGCAUCACCAUUGAAUAACGCAGCAGAAGAUGAGUUGGGAUUGCUUCUGAAAGAGCACAGAUUUAACAGAGAUCAACAAAACAUGGUUCCAAAUCGAAGUGGUAGUGCACCUCCAAGUAUGGAGGGUUCAUUUGCAGCUUUUGGGAACCUUAUGGUUCAACAGAACUAUAGUUUGAGUUCAAGCUUAGCGGGUUUAAACAGUGCAAUUGAAAAUUGCGAGUCUGAGGAACAGCUGCGCUCUGAUCCAGCCUAUUUUGCCUACUACUGUGCAAAUGUUAACUUGAAUCCGAGGCUUCCUCCACCCAUUAUCUCAAGGGAGAAUCGACACCUGGCACGCCAAAUUGGUGGUUUCGACAAUAAUUGGAGACUAACCUCUUUUGAUGACAGUGGCAAUGGAUCCUUGCACUUGUCGACUCACAACGAGGAGCCCGAGGAUGAUAAGUCACCCCAACAAGCUUCAAAUGAUUGGGAAGAAAGUAGUAGUGCACUCAUGCCCGGACAGAGUGCAUCUUCUUUGUCAGGUUGUCAUAAAAGUUUGGUUGAUCUAAUUCAGGAGGACUUCCCCCGCACUCCAUCUCCUGUAUAUAAUCAAACUCGCUCCUCAAGCCAUGUUACGGCCGAGGAACCAAUUGAUUGUGAUGUUCAAGCUGUUUCAUUGGAUGAGCUUUCCAUCAAGAUUUCGAAGUUACCAGAAUCAAAAUCUGACCCUGUUGAUGUUGGUAUGGUUACACAUACUCAAGGGGCAAAUGUUUGUGGGUUAAAAUCCAACGAUGAUCCCUCAGGUACCCCUUCUCCACAAGUAUUAAAAUCUAUUGCAAUGGGAUGCCCACCACCACAUCAAAAAGUUGAAGUAAUCAAUAAGGGUGCUGAUGCUGUAGAUGAUGAGUUAAGUGGUGCCUCUGGAUCAGAUGCUUCUAGAAUGGGAGCACUAAAUAUUUCUGGCCUUCUUGUCAAAGAAGAUUAUAGUAAUGAAAAAGAACACCAGUCUUUUGAGAAGAAUGUGCAGCAGCCGCAGCAUUAUCCCCAACGAGGCAUUACUUAUCAGGUUCAUGGAAUGCAGGGACAAGUAGUUUCUCAAGGAGUGAAUCUCUCACAGAGUGGCGUGGAAAAAGUUCUCCAUAGCCACACCAAUUUGUCUUCAAUAGACACACAACCGGUACUUCAUCCUCCUGGAAUCACACCCCCUUUAUAUGCAACAGCAGCAGCCUAUAUGACUUCAGGAAACCCAUUUUAUCCUAAUUUACAUCAUCCAUCUGGCUUAUAUGCUCCUCAGUACAGUAUGGGUGGGUACGCUCUGAGUUCUACGUAUCUUCCUCCAUUUAUGACUGGAUAUCCAUCUCCUAGUGCUAUUUCUAUGCAUUUUGAUGCCACUUCUGGUCAAAGCUUUAACAGUCGACCUGCUAGUGUUUCUAUGGGGGAAAGCAUUCCACACAUGGGUGAUUUGCAGCAUCUAAACAAAAUUUAUGGCCAGCAUGGAUUAAUGGUGCAACCUUCUAUUGUUGAUCCUGUUCACAUGCAAUACUUUCAGCAUCCUGUAGAGGAUGCAUAUGGUGCUUCAGUGCAGUAUGGUCAGGUGGCAUCUGCUGGUGUUAUUGGGGGCCAAGUUGAUUCUUUUGUUUCACAAAAAGAGUCUUCUGUUGCUGGCUAUAUAGGUGAUCGGAAAUUUCUACCACCAUCAAAUGGAAGUCUGAGUAAUCGAACUCAAAGACAAGGUGGAAUCACUAGCAGCAGUUACUAUGGAAGUCCCCCAAGUAUGGGUGUCAUGGCACAGUUUCCAGCCUCACCUCUUGGUAGUCCGGCAUUGCCUGGAUCUCCAGCGACAGGGACAAAUCCUUCAGGAAGAAGAAAUGACAUGAGAUUUCAUCAAGUUCCUGUUAGAAACUCUGGAGUAUAUUCUGGAUGGCAAGGUCAAAGAGGGUCUGACAACUUUAAUGACCCUAAGAAGCAUUCUUUUCUUGAGGAACUGAAAUCCAGCACUGCCCGAAAAAUUGAACUCUCUGAUAUUGCAGGGCGUAUUGCUGAGUUCAGUGUUGAUCAACAUGGGAGUCGAUUUAUUCAGCAGAAGUUGGAAUACUGUGCUGUUGAAGACAAGGCAUCUGUCUUCAAAGAAGUUCUUCCACAUGCUUCAAAGUUGAUGACAGAUGUUUUUGGAAAUUACGUCAUUCAGAAGUUCUUUGAGCAUGGGAGUCCUGAGCAGAGGAAGGAACUUGCAGAUCAACUUAAGGGACAGAUGUUACCCUUAAGUUUGCAAAUGUAUGGCUGUCGUGUGAUUCAGAAGGCACUCGAAGUUAUUGAACUUGAUCAGAAAACACGACUUGUGCAUGAGCUUGAUGGACAUGUUUUGACAUGUGUACGGGAUCAAAAUGGAAAUCAUGUCAUACAAAAGUGUAUUGAAUGCAUCCCCACGGAGAAAAUUGGAUUUAUUAUCUCUUCUUUUCAAGGCCAAGUCGCUACACUCUCUACUCAUCCCUAUGGUUGCCGUGUUAUUCAGCGAGUUCUGGAGCAUUGCUCAGAUGAAUUGCAAAGUCAGUGCAUAGUGGAUGAGAUCUUGGAAUCUUCUUAUGUUCUUGCUCAAGACCAGUACGGCAAUUAUGUCACGCAGCAUGUACUGGAGAGGGGAAAGCCUCAUGAAAGAAGCCAAAUUAUCACCAAAUUGACUGGGAAAGUUGUGCAAAUGAGUCAGCAUAAAUAUGCAUCAAAUGUUGUUGAGAAGUGUCUGGAGCAUGGUGACGCUGCAGAACGGGAAUUCUUGAUUGAUGAGAUUCUUGGGCAAUCCGAGGAGAACAAUAAUUUAUUGGCAAUGAUGAAGGACCAGUUUGCAAAUUAUGUUAUCCAGAAGAUUCUAGAAAUAAGCGAUGAUAAGCAACGUGAAGUUUUGCUCAAUCGUAUCAGGGUUCAUCUUCAUGCUUUAAAGAAAUACACUUACGGAAAGCACAUAGUUGCUCGAUUCGAACAAUUAUCUGGUGAAGAAAGCCAAGACUCGGAACCGUGAGUUGCUUAGAAAGGUGGCAAUAGCUUUAAUUGCCUAAAGCAGCAAGAAGUCACCGUGUCAAUGGAAGAAGACUGUUAAUCCUAUACCAUUCUUUUUGAAAAUUUGCAUAGCGGCAAGAGUCACUGGUGGUUGCAGUUUCAUAAAUGUGAAGGUGGUUAAUGUUCUGUAAUAUAUUUUUUCAAAUUGUAUCAUGUAUGUCUAUGUAUAGAAAUAAUUAAUAGCUAGUGUUUGAAAGAAAACAUGGCAGCUUGCUAAAUUAGUUUAAUAUAAUCCGAUUGCAUUUGCUUUGUGAA
Molecule: messenger RNA, 3603 nt
Organism: Cornus florida
Lineage: Eukaryota; Viridiplantae; Streptophyta; Magnoliopsida; Cornales; Cornaceae
Product: pumilio homolog 5
Exons: 10
Coding region: 239-3310 (1023 amino acids)
Biological process (GO): post-transcriptional regulation of gene expression
Cellular component (GO): cytoplasm
Molecular function (GO): mRNA binding
Source: RefSeq, a predicted model, not a curated record